AUGGGUCGUAAAAAAGUUGAGAUGAAAAAAAUUGAAAAUAAUUCAUCAAGAUUAGUGACAUUUUCAAAGCGUCGAUCUGGUCUUUUUAAGAAGGCAAAUGAGAUUUGUACCUUGUGUGGAGCCAAGAUAGCAAUAAUUGUUUUUUCUCCUGGUGGAAAACCCUAUUCUUUUGGCCAUCCAAGCAUUGAGCAAGUUCUUCAUAAAUAUCAAAAUGACUUUACUCCAAAGAAAUCUAAAUCUCACAAGGUUAGAACUGCUAAACUUAGACAAGAACUUGCUAAUUUGGAUGAUCUAUUAGAAUACGAAAACAAAGUUGAGUUUACGAAAAAUCAAUCAAUAUCACAACUUGAUCUUGAUCAACUCGUGAAAUUACAAGAGCAAAUGCAAGAUCUUUCAAGGAAUGCAACUAGGCAUGUGCAAGAAAUUGAAGCAUCACAAGCUCUAUUGAUGUUGGCAAAUAGUUCUUUUGAAUAG
Amaranthus tricolor (Joseph's coat) is the source of this 474-nucleotide messenger RNA. Its product is annotated as agamous-like MADS-box protein AGL29. The transcript has a single exon. The record is from RefSeq and is a predicted model, not a curated record. Gene Ontology annotation, molecular function: RNA polymerase II cis-regulatory region sequence-specific DNA binding; DNA-binding transcription factor activity, RNA polymerase II-specific; protein dimerization activity. Lineage: Eukaryota; Viridiplantae; Streptophyta; Magnoliopsida; Caryophyllales; Amaranthaceae. Gene Ontology annotation, biological process: positive regulation of transcription by RNA polymerase II. Bases 1 to 474 code for a protein of 157 amino acids.